UAAAACCAAAUCCAAUCAUCAGCUGACAUUGUCUGUCUUUUUUUUAACAGUUUUAUAGAAGAAGAUUCUGGUAAAAGGGUGUUUUUAGAUGUUUCAAGGGAAAAUCGUUACGUAAUAAAACAAAGACGCAAAACCCACUAUCCAAAGGUCAAAGUGAAAGCUUUGUAUUAACAUCACAAUCACAAUACAGCUUAACUUAUUAAAUUGGCAAAGUUACAAUUUGCACAAUCAUGUUAAAUCGCGUAGCAAAGAUUAGUUAUGCUCUACAAUCUGGCGUGCAUAAUCUCAGUGAACCUUCAGACUCAAUAGUCAGUCAUAAUCUCAGAGGUCCUAGUCAACUGUUGUGUACAUCAUUAGUUAAAAAGUUCCUAUAGUAAUUAAUUCUUGUGCCAAAGAAUUUUUAUUGCAAAUAUAAACGGGGUGAAGUUAAAGUACAAAAAUGGUGAUUUUUUCAAGAUUUGCUGCCUUUGUCAACAGACAUCCUGUUUUUCGAGGAAUGAUAUCAUAUGGUACACUCUGGCCAACAUCUUGCCUUAUUCAACAAACGAUGGCAGGAAAGACAAUAGAAAAUUAUGACUGGGUGCAGGCUUUGAGAUUCAGCCUUUAUGGGGGCCUCUUUACAGCUCCCACACUUUAUGCCUGGAUAAGAGUUUCAUCGAAACUUUGGCCUGUUACAUCUUUAAAAACAUCUAUUACUAAGGCCCUAGUGGAACAAUUGACAUAUGGUCCAGCAGCCCUAAUUUGUUUCUUUUAUGGAAUGAGCUUACUGGAAGGAAAAUCUAUAGAAGAGGCCAAAAAACAAACCGAAACUAAAUUCUACCCAACAUGGAAGGUAGGUGUGUGUUUUUGGCCAAUUCUUCAAACCAUCAACUUCCACUACAUCCCAGAGCACAAUAGAGUGCCUUUUGUGAGCGCUUGCAGUCUUGUGUGGUGCUGUUUCUUGGCUUACAUGCAGGAAAUGUCGCUAAAAAGAGCACACCAUAUGAAGAUCAGCGAACAAUUACUCGGUAGUUCAUCUUAAAAAUAACUAAACUACUAGGUUUCAUUUAUUUAUUUGUAUGUUAUUAAGUAGGUAAUUUUUUUUAAUUGUUGUUGGUAAUUUAUAUUUGUGUGCAUAAACUAAUUAGGAUUUGAAUUGGAGCUUAUUCCAACUAUUAUGGGUAAAAAACAUCUGUUCAAAAUCUCAGUUAGUAGAUUAGGAUUAAUAACUGUCGGCACGUGCAGAGAAUGUGAAUAAUGUAAUAUUUCCUGCCAAAGUUUACGAAACGUGUAAGUACAACAUAAAAAAAACUUCAAUAUUCUGAUAGAUGUCGCCUAAUUUUCAUUUUAUUUUUGGUAAUGACUCAAAAACAAUUUUAAAACUUUGUUCAGUGUUUUGGCCGACUUUCAAAAAUAUUUUUAAUUUAUUACGCCAAACAAAAAUAUUGGCAACUAUUUUGGUACUAAUAUCAAGUGCUGAAUCUCCUGUUUUUAUUGAUUACAUAUAUAGGGUGGGCUUAAAAAAUUGAGCUGUAACUUUUUGUUGUUGAGCAAUUUCCUCUUGUUUUGGCUUGUUUAAAGAGAACUUAACAGGCUAAUGAAUCAAAGUGAAACUCUCAAAAUUUGGGAAAAUUCAAAAUGGCGGACUUCUUCAAAAAUUACCUAGUUUUGGAUAUGAAAAAUUGAUAUUCGAUAUUACGAGAAUUUCAAUAUUUCACUUAGUUUUCAACCCCUGUCAAGGUCUUAAAAUGUUCGCCAAGUGACGAACUUCAAGAAAUUAUUAGAAAAAGUUAUACAGGGGGUCACAAAAAAGUUCCAGCGCUAUCCAAAACUAGGUAAUUUAUGAAGAAGUCCGCCAUUUUGAAUUUUUCUCAAAUGUCAAAAAUUUCACUUUGAAUGGUUAGCCUGUUUAUUUCUCUUUUAAACAAACUAAACAAAAGGAAAUUGCCCAACAAUAAAAAAAGUUACUGCUCAAAAACAAAAUUCUGGUUUUUUUAAGCCCACCCUCUAUAUUCAAAUGGCAAUAUUUAUUGAAAUUACAAAGACAAAUUUAAGUAUUUUUAUUACAUCAAUCAAUUUUUUGUAAUGCCAACAAUUUAAGUCACUUUCUUUGUUGAAGAUUUAUUGCUCAUAGCAAAGCCCUGUGUUAAUGAUGAAAAACUCUUAAAUUUUUCAAAACAAUAACUUGUAUCUUUUGUUUUAAUUUGUGACAAAAAUAAAAAUAAAAUUAUUGACAAACAUGUUUUUUAUGCACUUGAAGUGAUAUAAAUCCUAAUAUUUAUGCAAAACUAUUGUUUAUUCACUGAACAAAAAAUUUUCUAAUGAUAUAGCAGUAGUCAAAUUUGACUUUAUGUUAUAGUUAGCUAGUCGUUUACCUGCAGGCAGGUAAUGAUUAGAAUACAGGGUCUAUUUUAUUUAUUUAUUUAUUAUUAUUAGAAGAAUUUUUUUCCCUAGAACCAAAAUGUGAUGGAAUAUUUGAAAGUAAUUAAAAAUACAUAUUGUUGAUCAAGUUUUGGAAUGCCAUUUUUAUUUUAUAUACAUACUUAUCCCAACAAAUUUGACAAAAUAAAACAAAAUUUUAAUUAU
Ceutorhynchus assimilis (cabbage seed weevil) is the source of this 2565-nucleotide messenger RNA. The record is from the annotation of a GenBank genome assembly. NCBI's taxonomy places the organism in Eukaryota, Metazoa, Arthropoda, Insecta, Coleoptera, Curculionidae.